This is a messenger RNA of Cyclopterus lumpus (lumpfish), 585 nucleotides long. RefSeq names its product ADP-ribosylation factor 3-like. The record is from RefSeq and is a predicted model, not a curated record. Lineage: Eukaryota; Metazoa; Chordata; Actinopteri; Perciformes; Cyclopteridae. Gene Ontology annotation, molecular function: GTP binding; GTPase activity. Gene Ontology annotation, cellular component: cytoplasm; plasma membrane. Gene Ontology annotation, biological process: intracellular protein transport; vesicle-mediated transport.
AUGGUAACGUUAGCUGGAAUGGAGAGAACUUCAUCUGAAUCAUGGGGAACAUUUUUGGGAAAUUUGUUGAAGAGCCUCAUAGGGAAGAAGGAGAUGAGGAUCUUGAUAGGUGGGGCUCGAUGCUGCUGGAAAACAACAAUCCUCUACAAACUCAAACUGGGGGAAAUAGUCACAACCAUCCCAACCAUUGGGUUUAACGUGGAGACGGUGGAGUACAAGAACAUCAGUUUCACUGUGUGGGAUGUGGGUGGGCAGGAGAUUCGCCCCCUCUGGAGACACUACUUUCAGAACACACAGGGUCUAAUCUUUGUGGUGGACAGUAACGACAGAGAACGUGUGAACGAAGCCCGAGAGGAGCUGAUGAGGAUGCUGGCUGAGGACGAACUGAGAGAUGCGGUCCUCCUCAUUUUUGCCAACAAACAGGACUUACCGAACGCCAUGAAUGCUGCCGAGAUCACAGACAAGUUGGGCUUACACUCCCUGCGUCACCGUAACUGGUACAUCCAGGCCACCUGCGCCACCAGUGGCGACGGCCUCUAUGAGGGUCUCGAUUGGCUGGCCAAUCAACUCAAGAACAAGAAGUGA